This is a messenger RNA of Trichoderma asperellum CBS 433.97, 834 nucleotides long. RefSeq lists its product as uncharacterized. Gene Ontology annotation, cellular component: Ino80 complex. Lineage: Eukaryota; Fungi; Ascomycota; Sordariomycetes; Hypocreales; Hypocreaceae. The record is from RefSeq and is a predicted model, not a curated record. Gene Ontology annotation, biological process: chromatin remodeling.
AUGGCUCCUCCCAAGGCAGCUGAUGGCCGCCGCAAGUCGGCAACCAAACACGGGCUGCUCGUCACUCUCAGCGUAUCGCCGGAACUGCUACGCGAUAUCUUCCCUUCCGUGUCUGUCAAAGAAGCAUCUCAAUCCCCAGAGUCAAAGCUCUCCAAGGAGGAUUCGCAGAUCAAAGAGUCGCCGGCUAGCCCGAACGCGCUGGUUGUAUCUACCAUCUCGAAUGGAGACAAUGCAUCCGACUCCAAUGCUGCCACACCGGCCGCCGAAACCACACCUGCUCCUACGCCAAUGGGACCUCCCGCUGACGGAGCGAAGAAGAAAGGAGUGAAGCGAUCUGCGGCUGCUGCAAAUGGCACCAUUGAUGGAGUCCCCAAGCCAAGAGGCAAGCCGGGCCCUAAGAAGAAACCUCGAUUGGAGGACGGUACUAUCGACCACAGCAGUGCAGCAGCUCGCCCUACUGCCCACAAACUCGGUCCCAAGGCCAAUCAGGGAGCCAUCAACGCAGGCCUUCGCGCCCUCGACCGUUCUGGCAAGCCUUGCCGAAAAUGGGCCAAGGGUGGCUUCAGACUCAAGAGCUUCACUGGAGUUGUCUGGGAGAUACCACGAUGGACUGCGCCUCCGCGAACCGUUCCCGACUCUGGCACCGAAGACUCGGCUGUCCCCUCAGCCGAAGGUAGCAACAAAGAGAACAAGGAAAAUGGAAACGAAGCCAACAGCAUGUCCAAGGACAACAGUGUUUCUAACAGCAACAGCGGCCCUGAUGUCGAGAUGCAAAGCGCGCCCAGCAUCCAGGCCUCAUCACCAGCACCUAUUGCUGUAGCCACCGCAUCAUAG